Molecule: messenger RNA, 2380 nt
Organism: Malania oleifera
Lineage: Eukaryota; Viridiplantae; Streptophyta; Magnoliopsida; Santalales; Ximeniaceae
Exons: 9
Coding region: 552-2168 (538 amino acids)
Biological process (GO): mRNA pseudouridine synthesis; tRNA modification
Cellular component (GO): mitochondrion
Molecular function (GO): RNA binding; pseudouridine synthase activity
Source: RefSeq, a predicted model, not a curated record
AUGAGCUAAAAAACAAACAAAAAAUGCUCAUAAUCCAAUAUCCACAGUUCAAUCGGAGCACUUGAUCACUCAUUCGGACCAUGAAUGUUUGUUAAUCGGAGCACUUGAUCAAGACCGGACAACUUUCUCCCUCUCCGUGGGUGUCGGAAAAAAACGAGGCUACUGUUCAUAGGCCAGAAAUCGACACCGAAUGCUCAGAAUCAAUCUCUACCGUUGACAAUGAAACUUCACGUGUCAUGAACGUCUCUAUAAAUUUUCAACUCAAUCGGACUACUAGCAUCAGUAGAUCGGAGCGGUUGAUCAAGACUGUACAGCUCUCGUUCUCUAUAGCAGCCGUGGCUUUCACUCCUUUUUCUUUCUUAUUUUCUUGUGCACCACACAGGCCUCUCCACACAUGGCCCUUAUUGGGUAAGCCUGGGCCAUCGAGGAGGGAAACCAACCCAACAUCUACGACGGCGAAGAGAAUGCUCCAAUUCCCGUCUCUUCAACGCCACACCUGAAGAAAUGCCAAAACCCAGAACCAAAAUUCUCAGAACAGAUUAUUCAGAUUGAUGGCGAGACCAUUGUCUCUUGCUCACAAAUCUUUCCUUCUCCUCCGUCCCAAACUCAUGGCUUCCUCAACGAUUAUCUCCUACUCUUUCCUACAAAGAGUUUACCUUCCGAGCAAAACCCUCCUCUCACUACCAGUACCGUCGUCUUCACCACUGCUCUUCUCUACCACUGCCACCCCUUACCCUCUUCAAUACGAAAUGAUCAUCUCUCGCCCAACUCAGUCGUCGCUCGCCCCCAAUCGCCGUCGAUCCCGCCGGCCCAGCAAACCCAAAGCCAACGAUUCGCCCGAGGCAGAAUUGGUUGAAGAACCCAGUUCAUUGGAAUUGGGAUUCGAGGAUUGGGUUGAUCGGAAACUGUCCUCGAACGACCCUGAGAUGGACAAGUCGAAGAGGAAGUAUUACAACAAGAGGAGGAAGAGAAUGUACGGCUCCGACUCGUCGGACGACGAGCGCGGCGACGGCGAGGAUUCCGUGGAGCUGAAGCCUGAAGUAGUGGAGCUCCGCACGUUGCAUAAGAGAGAGGAGGAGUUGUAUUUUUAUGAUACAUUUGCAUAUCCGUGGGAGAAGGAGAAACAUUACAAGAUGGUUUAUCAGUUGGAAAAGAAGUAUUUUCCUGAUCAGUGUCUCGAUAAGGCAUUUGUCCAACCUGGCGAAUUCAAUGCGAAUGCUAAUGCGAAGACAAAGGCAAAGAGGAAGGCAGUUGGGAGUGGGGAGAAGAGAGAUGGGGUUGAUGAUGGUGGGGAUGAUAAGGGGCUAGUGUUCUUCGAGGAGAAAAAGGAUGAGAGACUUGCGGGUUCGGUGAGGAAUACGAAAAUGGAUGUGUCAGAGAAGAAGGUGGAGGAGUUCUUCAAGUGUUUGAAGAAAGUCCCCGAUAAGGAUGCUGAAGUUGGUGAUGGCGAGCCUUAUAUUGUGACAAGGAGUAGUGAGCUUCCUCCAAGAUGGGACGGUCCGCAUGGGACGGUAGUUAUGGUAAACAAACCCAAAGGAUGGACUUCAUUUACAGUUUGUGGGAAGCUGCGUCGACUAGUCAAAGUAAAAAAGGUAGGACAUGCAGGAACGCUCGAUCCUGCAUCAACUGGCCUUUUGAUUGUUUGUGUUGGUAAAGCCACUAAAUUGGUAGAGAGAUUUCAAGGUAUGAUUAAAGGUUAUAGCGGGGUCUUUCGUUUGGGGGAGGCUACUUCUACUUGGGAUGCUGACUCACCGGUUAUUCAACGUGAGCCAUGGGAACACAUCAAAGAUGAGGACAUAAAGAAAAUUGCUGCGUCUUUUUGUGGAGAAAUAUGGCAAGUCCCUCCAAUGUUCUCUGCCAUCAAAGUUGGGGGUGAAAAGAUGUACGAGAAAGCAAGACGAGGAGAAAGCAUUGAACUUUCCCCUAGAAGGAUAUCAAUCUUUCAGUUUGAUAUUGAGCGUAGCCUGGAUGACAGACAAAAUUUGAUUUUUCGGGUGACUUGCUCAAAAGGAACAUACAUUAGAUCCCUCUGUGCAGAUUUCGGGAAAGCUCUUGGCAGUUGUGCUCACCUAACUGCUCUGCGACGAGACUCGAUUGGGGAAUACUCAGCAGAUGAUGCCUGGGAGUUCAAAGAACUAGAAGAAGCAAUCACCAGAGGUUAUUUCUAAAUGCUGCCUCUUCCCCAAUUCUUUAAUUUUCUUUUUUAACAUUUUCAAACUUUCAGAAGCAGAAACAGUGACCAUAAGAUCUCAAGAGCAGUCUUUACAUGCCCACAUAUCUUUUUUUCUUUUUCUUUUUCUUUUUUCAAUGUAGUAUUUAAAAUAAAAGGUGUUGUGAAUUGAAGGUAUUUAUUCAAGUGUUUAUGCUGCUAAUUUCUCCC